Messenger RNA from Chrysemys picta bellii (western painted turtle), 2789 nucleotides. RefSeq names its product TNF alpha induced protein 8 like 1 (gene TNFAIP8L1). Gene Ontology annotation, biological process: regulation of apoptotic process; negative regulation of TOR signaling. The record is from RefSeq and is a predicted model, not a curated record. Gene Ontology annotation, cellular component: cytoplasm. Lineage: Eukaryota; Metazoa; Chordata; Testudines; Emydidae.
GGGGUGGUGGAAGUGUUUAAGAAGAGCUUGGACUAAUAACCCCUGUCAGGGAUGGUCUAGGUUUACUUGGUCCUGGCUCAGCGUGGAGGGGCUGGACUAGAUGACUUCUCAAGGGCCCUUCCAGCCCUCCAUUGUAACGAUUCCAUUCCUCCCCGUCUAAAGUGCUUUGAGAUCUGUGGCUGAACAGAGCUAUGUAAGAGCCAGGCAUUGUUAAAUUAAUAAUGCGAGGGAGUGUUGUGUGGUGUCUGUUACCAUGGUUGCUUACAGGGCUGUAUGGGUGUUGCAGGCUCUUUAGAGAAGGUUCCCUUUGCUGGGCAUUUCCUUGUUUUUAAAGGAUUGUGUGGGUGGACGUUGUACUUGGUCAACCUCAGCUGACAAAGGUUUGGGGUGUGGGAAUUUCUAUUUAUACGGGUGCCUUUCAUGAUCCCAAGGCGCUUUGAGAACUGCAGGCACACAGCAGCAUUGAAAUGCAGCCACCUCUGGGGUGAAGCCACCGGCAGGACGGAUAAGACAUCAACAGGUUGGAAGGAGCAGAAAUUUUGGGCGAGGACAGGGAGGCAAAGCCUUACUCUGCCAGAAAAGACCCUGGGAAGUGUAAUGUCUGUGCAGAGCAGAGAGGAUCACAGCUGAGAAGAUGGACACCUUCAGCACCAAGAACUUGGUUCUGCAAGCUCAGAAAAAGCUGCUGAGCAAGAUGGCCUCCAAGACCAUGGCGAACAUCUUCAUUGAUGACACCAGCAGCGAGGUUCUGGACGAGCUGUACCGGGUCACCAAGGAAUUCACCCACAACCGCAAGGAGGCCCAGAAGAUCAUCAAGAACCUGAUCAAGAUCGUCAUGAAGUUGGGGGUACUGUACCGCAAUCGGCAGUUCAGCGCCGAUGAGCUGCGGCUGAUGGAGCACUUCCGCAAGAAAGUGCACACCCUGGCUAUGACCGCCGUCAGCUUCUACCAGAUAGACUUCACCUUUGACCGCAGGGUCAUGUCCAGCGUGCUGAACGAGUGCCGCGACCUGCUCCACCAGGCCGUCAACACCCACCUGACGGCCAAGUCCCACUCCAGGAUCAAUCACGUCUUCAACCACUUUGCGGACUACGAGUUCCUGUCGGCGCUGUAUGGACCUUCUGAACCCUACCGCACCCACCUGCAGAGGAUCUGCGAAGGGGUCAACAAAAUGCUGGAUGAGGACAACAUAUGAACCAGCAAAGACAAGGCCUGAGAGCAAAUGUUUGGCUCUUUGCCGGACUCUCCAGGCUGCAUUCUGGUAGCCGUGAAUUCAACGGCAAGACGUCUGUUGUUCUCAGUGGGGUCAGGCCUUCUCGCUCGCUCUUUCUCCACGUUGCGAAACGUCUUGCUCUUUCCUUUUUUUCUCAUGAAGACCAAGGACCCUUCACUUUCUGUCUAAAUGAGGUUGCAAGCUGCUGCUGGUCUUAGUAGCCGGAAUCUCUUCACCUCACUUUAGCUCCCUAAUGAAAUUAAAAUGAGACAAAGCAGCUUCCGUCUCUACCCUACUGGGGCACAACCACACCGAAGGCGGGGUUGUUUGUAUGAGUGAAACUGGAGAAAAUGCUCUUUUUUGCACUGGCUUGAGAUCUCCGCUUUGGAACCCAAUCCAGUGUCUAUAACCCAUCAGAGGCCAAGCCCCACAGCCCAUACACACUGUAUGUGAGCUCUCUGUUUAAAGGUCCUUGGUCUCACUGUAUAUAUUUUUAUCCACCAAGUGCUCUUAAACCCACAAUUCAGAGUCCAAGGUGUCCUGCUGUAGCAAAACCUCUCUCACUUCUAAAUCUAUUUUCAUUCGGGUGAGGGGGGAAACCCACUACGUCUUGUGUGUAUUUUUUUUUUUCUUGGUUAAGAUUAAUUCAAGCAGAGAGCAUGGAGGAGUGGUUCAGGUGUCCUGCCACUGCCAAGAUAUAAGGCUGUCUAUCCUGAAGUUCAACCAUGUUGGCUGGGUUUAAACACAGUUUCCCUGGGCAGCGUAGAAAAGGAUGAGCCAUAUUCUAAAUGCUUUACAAAUCCACGCUAUGGUCUAGCACCCCUAGGCCAGGGAAAGUGCAUUAGCACCUUGCAAGCAAGAAUUGGGUUGUGGUGUUUACCUCACUAUUGUCUCCCGGGAGGCCAAGAUAUGGAGAGUGGGAGGAUCUCACAUAGGGAUGGACCCUGCUUGGAUGGAUCACCCCACAAGUAGAGUCCUGCAUGGAUACAAAAUUGGUAUCCACAUCCGCAAAUAUGGUCUGCGGAUAUAAAGUGGAUUUCUACAGAUUUGCAGGGCUAUACCCACCGGGUCCCAGGAUGGGGAGGGACCCUUGAAUGGGGGAGAGGCUGCAAUGAGGAUGGUCAGGUUUAGACACUGUUGUUGUGGUUUGAAGCUUAACACAGGUCAGGCCUAAACUAGGGGCUGGAGCAAGAAGUGGUCAUGCUCCAGGUACCACUUGCCCCUCCUGACUGUUGCCCAAUGGGUACUUUGGGCCAGUUACGGAGGCAGCCUCUCCCUUCUGACUGAGAACGGUGGAGCAUUAUUUUCUGUCCAUGUUCCUUUCCCAUAGGGGAAAAGAGGAGACUGUAUUUUCAAACCAAAUAGCAAAUGUGCACUUUCCUCCUCCGCCUCUGAAAUCCGAACUGAAUUUCUCUGUCAUCACCCUCUCCGGCUGAUUAUAUCAAUGUAAUUGUUUAGAUUUGGUCCUCUGGGACUUUCCCUAGUAUGUCGUAGGUUGGAAACAACGUCUUAGAUUCCAAUAAAUUAAAAAAAAAUGUAGCCCUGGUGAAUAAAUAAAGUUGCAUCUUCCACCUGA